UGCAGCUCCGCGUUGUUCUGGGCUCGAGCUGCAGCAGCGCUGACAUGGUGAGCGGACCGGUGCGGGACAGACACCAGCACACCUCUCACCUCUCCCCGCUGCAGGCAACAAGUGGCUCAUCAAAAUGGUCUGGAUUCUUCACCAUACCUUCUCACUUCUACUCACUGUGCAUGUCAUAUAUUCAACUCUGAUUCCUGUGGGGGCCGAGGAGGAGACCAGAGAAUGCAGAGAACAGGAGUACAAGGACCGCUUUGGGAACUGUAAACCCUGCAAGCAGUGUGAUGCGGGGCAGGAGCUAUCAAAGGAAUGUGGCUUUGGUUAUGGAGAGGAUGCCCGGUGCGUGCCCUGCCGGAGCAGUCGCUUCAAGGAAGACCGGAGCCUGCAGAAGUGCAAGCCCUGCCUGGACUGUGGACUCAUCAACCGCUUCCAGAAGGGCAACUGUUCCACCACCAGCAACGCUGUGUGUGGCGACUGUCUGCCGGGAUAUUACAGGAAGACAAAAUUAAGUGGUUUUCAAGACAUGGAGUGUAUACCCUGUGGGGACCCUCCGCCUCCUUAUGAGCCUCACUGUAGCGGGCGUGUGAACCUGGUGCCGCUGCCCUCGGUGGUGACCAGCCCGCGGGACAUGGCCCUGGCCGCGGUCAUCUGCAGCGCCUUGGCCACCGUUCUGCUGGCCCUGCUGGUCCUCUGUGUUAUCUACUGCAAGAGACAGCUGCUGGAGAAGAAGCCCAGUGCUGCCUCUCUGAGGUCCCAGGACUGUCCCUACGGUGGAGCAGAGCUGUCCUGCCUGGACCCACGCUGGCUCCAAGACUUUCCCCAGAGACCGUGCUGCCAGUGUCACCUUGGCCCCGAACAAACCUGUGGUCCAGUCCACCUGAUCCCGUCUCUGUGCUGUGAUGAGAGCUGCAGUCUGGGCCACAGCCUGGAAAACAGUCCCUUCCAGUCCCAGAUGAGCCUCAGCAAUGGAAAUACACAUCAUGAUGAGGAGAGCAUCCCGAUGCAGCUGGGAGAACCUCCUGAGUCUCACUGCAAAGAGGCUGAUGGGAUGAGAGGGAGUUUAGAGCCUACAGAGUGUUUCAGGCGGCCUCAGUGCAACGCUGGACCUGCAGGGAGACUUGAGAUGGAAGAAGAUGAUGGCGAUGAAGAGGAGGGGUGCAAGUCAAAGGAGAAUUCGCCUGAGACGACCAAAAAGAGCUACAGUGAAGCUGUGACAGAUGCACUUCUUCCCAAACAGCAAGCAUCAAGUCAGGAAGGAUGACAUGGAUUUCUUUGGCUCAUGUUCCACCCUUGAACCACCCUGGACUCAACAACAGCCGCGGCCCGAUCCCGGAUGAGAUUACUCUCUAGUCCCCCCCAGACAGAUGAGCAACAGCCCCUCUCAAGUGUGGUCACACUGCCUCUUUGAAAUGCCGCUGACCUCAGCGUCCCUCGUCAAGGGGUCAAAAUAGAAUAUGUACAUAGAUGCAAACAAAAGCACUGCUGAGGAAAAGCAAAGCAUGAGGGCAAAGGGAUAGAGAUACACACACAUGCGCUCACACACAAACACACAGAAUGUGAACUCACUGGCCCAGAAGGUGAAAUCGAAUGAAGUUCAAACAUCAAGGAGUAUUGACUUCUUACAGUCGAGCAAAGUGAAUCAAACUGAGCCUCUGCUCUGCCUUAAGAAUGUCUUGCAUAUUUACAUGUAGGAGAACAUAAACUGUACCACUGACCGAGCAGGUGGUGUUAUGAAGCUUUUGUGUGUAAAGGUUACAAAUUUGAGGUGUGAAGAAAAAAGUGUCAAAGGUGAUUAUGUUGCACAUUGAAGACAAUCUUGAUAAUAUGGAGCAAGUUAUAACAAGGAAUGUCAAAGUGAUAGAUUUGUUGUAGAUACUGUAAAAUAUUAAAUAGGUACAUAUUUUUGUAACAUAGACAUGACUGACAAUAUGUUUGAUUUACUUCCCACAGUUACCGUGUUGUUGGAUGUGAUUGGUCACUUCCUUAUAUUGUUUUUGUAAUUAAACCACUUGAACAAGUUUAUAUACC
Messenger RNA from Anoplopoma fimbria (sablefish), 2025 nucleotides. RefSeq names its product tumor necrosis factor receptor superfamily member 19-like. Gene Ontology annotation, biological process: positive regulation of canonical NF-kappaB signal transduction; positive regulation of JNK cascade. Gene Ontology annotation, cellular component: plasma membrane. The coding region runs from base 125 to 1258 and encodes 377 amino acids. Lineage: Eukaryota; Metazoa; Chordata; Actinopteri; Perciformes; Anoplopomatidae. The record is from RefSeq and is a predicted model, not a curated record. The transcript has 10 exons. Gene Ontology annotation, molecular function: protein binding; signaling receptor activity.